AGACGGGGAGCUUGGAGGGAGGGAUCCGAGGCAGAGGUCCACAUGGGCACAGUGCAGGCAGAGCAGGGCCCAGGAGUCUGAGAAACAGAUGUGCCCGAGGCCCACCUGCCGUGCUAGGUUUGGGUCCUCUGUCUUGUCCUCAUUGUCCUCGCCCGCCUCCUGCCUGAACUUCUGGGAGCCCGCGAGGGAGCGGCCAAGGCUGAGGGUCUCUGAGCGGCUCCAGGAUGCGGGCUCCGGGUGCGGGCUCCGUCUCCGUGGCCUCGCUGGUGCUGCUAUGGCUGCUGGGGCUGCCGUGGACGUGGAGCGCAGCGGCGGCCCUCGGCGUGUACGUUGGCGGCGGCGGCUGGCGUUUCCUGCGCAUUGUCUGCAAGACCGCGCGGCGGGACCUCUUCGGCCUCUCCGUGCUGAUCCGCGUGCGCCUGGAACUGCGGCGGCACCAGCGUGCCUGCCACACCAUCCCGCGGAUCUUCCAGGUGGUGGCACGGCGGCAGCCCGAGCGCCUGGCCCUGGUGGAUGCGGCCAGUGGGGCGAGCUGGACCUUCGCGCAGCUGGACGCCUACUCCAACGCCGUGGCCAACCUCUUCCGCCAGCUGGGCUUUGUGCCGGGUGACGUGGUGGCCAUCUUCCUGGAGGGCAGGCCUGAGUUUGUGGGGCUGUGGCUGGGCCUGGCCAAGGCGGGCGUGGAGGCCGCGCUGCUCAACGUUAACCUGCGGCGCGAGCCCCUGGCCUUCUGCCUGGGCGCCUCGGGUGCCAAGGCCCUGGUCUUCGGAGGGGAGCUGACGGCGGCGGUGGCCGAGGUCAGUGGACAGCUGGGGAAGAGCCUGCUCAAGUUCUGCUCUGGAGACUUGGGGCCUGAGGGUGUCUUGCCAGACACCCAGCUCCUGGACCCGCUGCUGAAGGAGGCCUCCACAGCCCCUCUGGCACAGCCCCCCUGCAAGGGCAUGGACGACCGACUCUUCUACAUCUACACGUCAGGGACCACGGGGCUGCCCAAGGCCGCCAUCGUCGUGCACAGCAGGUUCUACCGCAUGGCGGCAUUCAGCCAUCACGCCUACAGCAUGCGGCCGGCGGACGUGCUCUACGACUGCCUGCCGCUUUACCACUCGGCAGGCAACAUCGUCGGUGUGGGCCAGUGCCUCAUCUAUGGGCUCACCGUCGUCCUCCGCAAGAAGUUCUCGGCCAGCCGCUUCUGGGACGACUGCGUCCAGCACAACUGCACGGUGGUGCAGUACAUCGGGGAGAUCUGCCGCUACCUGCUGAGGCAGCCGGUGCGCGAGGCGGAGGGGCGGCACCGUGUGCGCCUGGCCGUGGGCAACGGGCUGCGGCCGGCCAUCUGGGAGGAGUUCGCGGAGCGCUUCGGCGUGCGCCACAUCGGCGAGUUCUACGGCGCCACUGAGUGCAACUGCAGCAUCGCCAACGUGGACGGGAAGGUCGGCUCCUGUGGCUUCAACAGCCGCAUCCUGCCCCAUGUGUACCCCAUCCGGCUGGUGAAGGUCAAUGAGGACACCAUGGAACUCCUGCGGGAUGCCCAGGGCCUCUGCAUUCCGUGUCAGGCCGGGGAGCCCGGCCUCCUUGUGGGCCAGAUCAACCAGCAGGACCCACUGCGUCGAUUCGAUGGCUACAUCAGCGAGAGCGCCACCAGCAAGAAGAUCGCCCACAGCGUCUUCCAAAAGGGCGACAGCGCCUACCUCUCAGGUGACGUGUUGGUGAUGGAUGAGCUGGGCUACAUGUACUUCCGGGACCGCAGUGGGGACACCUUCCGCUGGCGUGGGGAGAACGUCUCCACCACCGAGGUGGAGGGUGUGCUGAGCCGCCUGCUGGGCCAAACAGAUGUGGCUGUGUAUGGGGUGGCCGUUCCAGGAGUAGAGGGCAGAGCAGGCAUGGCAGCCAUUGCGGACCCCCACGGUCAGCUGAGCCCCGAUGCACUGUACCAGGAGCUACAGAAGGUGCUGGCGCCCUACGCCCGGCCCAUCUUCCUCCGCCUCCUGCCCCAAGUGGACACCACGGGCACCUUCAAGAUCCAGAAGACGAGGCUGCAGCACGAGGGCUUCGACCCACGCCAGACCGCGGACCGCCUCUUCUUUCUGGACCUGAAGCAGGGCCACUACCUGCCCCUGGACCAGGGUGUCUACACCCGCAUCUGCUCCGGUGCCUUCGCCCUCUGAUUCU
Messenger RNA from Ceratotherium simum simum (southern white rhinoceros), 2169 nucleotides. The record is from RefSeq and is a predicted model, not a curated record. NCBI's taxonomy places the organism in Eukaryota, Metazoa, Chordata, Mammalia, Perissodactyla, Rhinocerotidae.